AUGACUUGUGGAAAAAGUAUAAUGAAAAAAAAUUACGAUGGAUUUUCUCUCGUUAAAAAAAAUAAUUUUCAUUCGGAAAAUGUGGAAAUGGAAAACGGGAAAGUCGAGAUAAACAACGAAGAUUAUCACGAGAAUUUACAAACGAUUAUUAUUUCGUCAUUUCCGGAAAAUGAAAAAAAUUUAACUAUGUUACAAACGUGGAAAGUCGAACAGGUUGGCGCCCGAACAAUGUCAAGGAUAUUGUAG
Pediculus humanus corporis (human body louse) is the source of this 246-nucleotide messenger RNA. RefSeq lists its product as uncharacterized. NCBI's taxonomy places the organism in Eukaryota, Metazoa, Arthropoda, Insecta, Psocodea, Pediculidae. The record is from RefSeq and is a predicted model, not a curated record. The transcript is spliced from 2 exons. The coding region runs from base 1 to 246 and encodes 81 amino acids.